AUGAAAAUGUUUCAAAGGUGUAACAAUUUGGAAAAUGAUAAUUUUGAUAAGCUUACUUCAAAAAUGAAUAUAUUAAAAAUUAAAGGAUUAAUAAAAAGAAAAAAUAAAGAAUUUUAUGAUUUAGUUACAGUUUUAAGCUUAAAUAAUGAAGAACUUGAGGAAAAAAUUAUAUCUAAAAAAGAAAAUCUAAAGGAUAAUAUAACUUUAAUGAAAAGUAUAAAAGAUAUUAUGAAAAAUGAAAAUAAAAUGUUUAAAGAAAUAAAAAGAGAAAAGAAAAUUAUCAUAAAAAUCAAAGGAAAUAUAAAACGUUUAUCUCAAAAUAAAAAUGAAACAAUGAAAAAACAUAAAGAGGAAUCAUUAAAUAAAUAUGUGCAAGAAGAUAUAAAUGAUAACGAUGAACAUAUAGAUGAUAUUAUAGAUUAUAUGAAAAAGAUUAAAAAUAUAAAAUUCUACGGAAAAAUUAGAAAAAUUAAACAUAAGAAUAGUUAUGAUUUAUUUAAAGAAGAUAUCAGUGAGUAUAAAAAAGAACCACAAAAUAUAAAAAAUGUACAUAAAAAUUAUGAUAGUAUAUCAAAACAUAAAAUAGGAAAUAAGAAUAUGAUUGAGGAAAAGAAUUAUAAACUAUAUGAAGACAACUACCCUCUUGAAAUAAAAAAAAAAAUUAUUGAAAAAAAAAAGAAAAAAAAAUCCGAAAUGUAUGAGUACGAGAAAAGGAAAAAAUCUAUUAACUCUUCACUUGAUGAAUUACAAAAGCUAUAUGAUAGCAAAAAAAAAUUAAAUAAAAAAUUACUUAUUCCAGGAAAUAUGGAAAAUAAGUUAUCUAGAAACGAUAACAUAAAAAUAAAAAAUGCAAAAGAUAUUGAAAACAAUAUAAAAAAAAAAAAAUCCUUGAAGAAUAAAAAGAUCCUUCUAAAUACAGGUCUAGAUAUUGAAAAGGAUAAACUAUUCUAUAAUAGCCUAUUAAAGUGCAUUAAAACAAAUGAUAAACAUGUACCACUUGAUAAUGAUUUUAAGAAAACAAAUUUUUUAUUAAAAAAAAGACAAAAAGAAUGUAGUGACGAGUUAUAUAUUCAACAACCAUUAUUUUAUAAAAAUUAUUUUAUUAAAAGUAAUGAUAAUCUACAAAAAAAUUCCAAAAAUAAAAUUAAGAAAAAAAAAAAAAUUAGGAAAAACAUUAAUAAAAGCUAUAUUCAUGAUAGUACAGAAUAUCACGCUAUUGGUAAUGAUAAGAGUAAUAUAUAUGAUGAGACUAACUUCAGUACAAGCAAUAUUAAUGAUGUAGAAAAUUUUAUAAAAACAGAAAAAAAAAAAUCCAAAAGAUAUAAUAAAUAUUCUUAUUUGUUCCCUGAACUUGAAAAAUGUGAUUAUAAGAACAUAAAUGAUACAAAUAAAAGUAGUCAAAGAAAAAAGCAUAGGAGCAUUAUAAUAUGUAACUCUAAUGAAAAGUUUUCAAGGGAUAAACAUGAGAAAAAAUCAGUAAAACCAAAAGAAAAUUUUAUUAGAAAAGAACAAAAUAAAAACGUGUCUUCUUAUAUAUAUAUUCCAAAUUUACCAAAUAUAAAAAAUAUUUCGAACUUUUUAUUUAAAAAUUGUAUAAAAAAUAUAAAUGAAAAAAGUAAGAUAAUAAAAAAAAAAAACGUUACUAAUAAGAAGUUAAAUAAAAAAAGUUAUAAAACAAAUAAAUUAAUGAAAAAAACUAAUUUAAUAAGUAUAUUAUCAUAUCAUUUUAAUAAAAAUGAGAAACUUACUCAAAAAUAUACUCAAAAUAUUAAUAAAGAACAUAUAAUAAAUUUAAAUACAGUAAAUAUAAAUGUAAAAAAAUCCAUAAAUGAGAUUUCAAAAGAUCCUUCUUUAGAUUAUUCUAAAAAAUAUGAAUUUACAAAUAUUUUAAAAACUAAUUCUAAAAAAACUAUUAAUGACAAAAUGAAAAAUAUCAACCAAAAUCAAGAUUUAUCAUCCAAUGAAUUACAUUUACUAUUAAGUCAAAAAAAAAAUAAUGUAUCAGAAAAUAAUAUUGUUAAAAAAGAAACAGGUGUUAUAAUAUCCCCUACUAUUGAAAAAAAUGAAAAAGAAUGUUUUUCUGUUUUAAGUGAUGAAAACUCUAAAAUUAGUUAUGAGAAAUCAACAAAUGUGUUGAAAGGCAAAGGAGAAAUAAGCUCUAUAAGUAAAAGAAUAGUAAAUGAUAAAAUUCACAGCAAAAAUCAUAAUGUAGGGAAUCAAUUUUUAAUAUCUAAAACUAAUUUUUUGUCUACAAAUAAUGAUAUAAAGAGUAUAUAUUCUUCAAAGAGAGAUACAAAUAAUGUUCAGGGAAUCCAUCAUGAUAAUUCUAAAGAUAAAAAGAAUAAUGAUAGUUUUAUAAAUCAAAAGAAAGAAUCCCAAGACUUAAAGGGUGAAAAUAUAGGAGAAAAUGAUGCUUUAUCAAAUAAUUUUGUUAGAAAUAAUAUAGAAACAGUUACAAAUUUCAAUACAAAUAAUGAAACUAAGGAAAAUUCCUUAAAAAAAAAUAUAGAAAUGGAACAAAUAAAUGUAAAAAAAAACGUAUAUCUAAAUAAUGAAAAUAUUAAAAUUACUCUAAAGGAAGAGCUAUUAAAUAAGGAAAAAAUAGAUAAAUCUCCCAUAAAUAAUUUUCAAAAUCCAAAAUUCUCUUUAGUAACGAAUGAAAAGAUAAUUAACAAAAAUAUGUUCUUAGAAAAGAAAUCAGAGAAUAUACCUCCCAACAAAUUAAAUAAUGUUGAUUGCACAAAAAAUGAAAUAACCAAAAAAGAAAAAAAUGAUCCAUUUAUCAAUAAGAGCAAAGCAAUAACAGAAACUAAAUUACUUAGCACACCUUUUGAAAAAAAUGUAAUUAAGAAUCAAUAUAAAAAAUUGCAAGAUAUGAAAGAAUAUAAUAAUACAGAAAAUAAAACAAAGCAAUGUUUAAACAUGCUUGACAAUAAAACUAACAAGGAAGAUAUUCAUGUGACUAACACAAAUACAUAUAGUAAUGCACACAAAAACAGAAAUUUAGAAAAAGAGGAUUUAGAAAAAGAAAUAUCAACUUUAGAAAAAUUAGAAAAGGAUAGCAAUAAGAUAUAUCCUGAUGACAGUUUACAGAAAGAAAAAAAAUUAGUUUAUUCCAAUAAGAACAUUUUAUUAAAACAAAAUAAAUUUUCCAUAAAAAAGGAAAUUAAUGUACACAAAUACAAUGGUAACACAAAACCAGAUUUAUUUGAUGAAAAUAAAUCGUCAAUAGAAAAAUUAAAAACGAAUAAUGAAGUCAAAUUUAAUAAAUUAUUUAAAAAUGUUUUAAAUAAAAACAAUAUACAACUUGAGAAAAUGAGUGGUGUCCUCUUAAAUAAAAUGAAUUCAUCUGAAUUAGAAAUAAAAAGAAACAUUGAUAAAAAAAUACCUUUAAAUAGUGCAUUAUCAAAUAAGAGUUUGGAAAAAACAGAAAAAGAAACGAUAAAUUCCAAAGAGGAAUGUAGAAAUAAUUUAGAGGAACAUAAGGGAUAUAUAAAUGAAGAUAAAUCAAAUAAAUGUGAACUAAAUAAUCAAGAAAUCGGAGUAAAAACAAAUCAAAUGAAUAAUAAAUCACUUUUCAUAAACAAAAAUGGAUACUCUAAAAGUUCAUUAGUAAAUGUAGAUCAAAAAGAAACGUUGAAAUUAUUUUCAAAAAAUAUAUCUACUAUGAAGUCAACUGUAAAUAUAAAAAAUAAUAAAACUAUAGAAUGUAUUGAAGAAUUGGAAAAUAAUCUAAAUAAAAAAAGUGUAAUAAAAACAAUAGAAAUGGAAAAAAUAAAAAACUUAUCAAAGGAAAACAAAAAUGAUUUAGAUUCUACCUUAGACUCAAGGAACUCAAGAGAAUUUGUAUUACAGGCAUUUUCUAAAAACACAAUCGAUAAUUUAUCUGUUGAAUCGAAGCACAAUCCUGAAACAAACAUGCUAGAAAAAGAGAUGAAUACAAAACCUGAAAGUAUGAAAAAAACAUUUAACGUAACUGAUAACCUUUCAUCACCUACUAUAAUUAAUGAAAUGAAUGAUAUUAAUAAACAAAAAUUAGAAUCCAAAAAAUUACAAGAUAUAUCUACUAUGAAAUUACAUAGUUUUGCAUCCAAAAUAAAACUAGAAAAGUCUAAUUUGUUUGAUACAAAUAAAAUAUUAAGUUCUCUAGGAGUAAAAUAUGAGAAAAGUAAUUCUAAAACUCAAAACAAAUUAUUAGGCUUCAAAAACUUAUCAAAUAAGUGUUCCAUUAAGUUAACUAAUAAAGAUGUUAAUGAAAAUGAAAAAGAGGAAAAUAAAAACGAAGAAGAUAGUUUUAAAGAAAAAUAUGAGGAGAAAGAUGUGCAGUUAAAUAAAACAGUAACACAAUUUAAGGGGUUAAAUAUUAAAAACUACAAUGAAAAAAGGAACAUAAAAACUUCUAUGUCCAUAACGAAUCACCCUGGUAAACAAUUUGUACUUGUGAAAGGAAAUCAUAACAAUGAAGAAAAAGAAGAAAAAAAAGAAGAAAAAGAACAUAGAGAAAUUGACAAACCAAUUAUAGAAAAAGGAUCAAAUAAAAUUUUGUUGAAAGAUAAAGAAUCUAACAUUAAAAAUAACCAAAUGAAAUUAUGUUCAAAUUUUUUACCACAUAAAAAGUCUUUUUAUAUAAAAAACAACAACAAUUAUGAAGAAAAUAUAAAAGGACGAGAAAAUAAUGAGAAUGAGAGAGAACAAGACAAGAAAAAAGGCAAAGAAGAAACCACAGAAGAAAUAAAAGAAGAAAAUAAAGAAAAAAGAAUAAAAGAAGAAACUGUAGAAAAAACAAAAAAAGAAGAGAUAAAAGAAAAUAUAGAAGAAAAAAUAAAAGAAGAAACUACAGAAGAAACAAAAAAAGAAGAUAUAAAAGAAAAUGAAGAGAAAAAAAUAAUAGAAGAAGAAAAUAAAGAAGAAACUAUAAAAGAAGAAAUAAGUAAAGAAGAAACUGUAAAAGAAGAAGAAAAUAAAGAAGAAACUACAAAAGAAGAAAUAAAGGAAGAAAAAAGUAAAGAAGAAACUAUAAAAGGAGAAAUUAAAGAAGAAAAUAAGGAAACUAUAAAAGAAGAAAUAAAAGAAGAAGAAAAUAAAAAUGAAAUUAUAAAAAAAGAAAUAAAAGAAGAACAAAGUAAAGAAGAAACUGUAAAAGACGAAAUAAAGGAAGAAAAAAGUAAAGAAGAAACUGUAAAAGAAGAAAUAAAGGAAGAAAAAAGUAAAGAAGAAACUGUAAAAGAAAUAAAAAAAGAAGAAAACAAAGAAGAAACUAUAAAAGAAGAAAAUAGAGAGGAUAAAAUAAAAGAAAUGGAAGAAGAUAAUGAAAAAAAAAUAAGGGAAAAUAUAGGAGAUAAAGAAAAAGAGGAUAUAAAAAAUAUUAAUCCAAUUAUUAAAAUUAAAUCAACGAAAGUUCUUUUGAAACCUAAAAUGUGCAUUAUUAAUGAUAAUGAAAAAAAAUCAAAUAUAAAAAAUAUUUCUUUUAUAAAAAAAUUUCAUAACAUAAAAAAUUUAUCAACUUUAAAACAAUUUCCUAGUAAAAAAUCUAUAAAAAGAGAAAACAAUGAAAAUGAUAAUAUAUUAGAAGAUAAAUUAAAUAUCAAUGAAGAUGAGAAUAAAGAUUGCACUAAUUCUAAAAAUUUUAAUGUUAAUAAUGAAAAAGAAAAAAAUUAUUAUAAGGUAAAAUCUUUAAAAUUAAUCAGUUCUAAUCGUAUGGAUACGCAUGAGAGUACAGAAGGUAAUACACAAUCGAAACUUUUGUUAGAAGAGCAAAAUGAAAAUGUAAAAAGUGGUUCCCUAACAAAUGGAACAUUUAUGAAUUCUACUUUAGGAAAUUUAUCUAAAUAUAAUUCAAAUAAUACACUAAAAGGUACAAUUGAAAAAAAAUUAUUAAAUUUUCCUCAAAAGGUAUUCAAUGAUGCAUCAAAAAAAACUUUACUAAAAGAAAAUAAUGAUAUAAAUAAUUUUUCAAAAAAUAACAUAUUUUUACCUAAAAUUGAGGGAAAAAAUUUUGCUAUGUCAAUGAAUGAAAAAAAUAUCCCUAAUACUAAAAAAAUUUUAAGUUGUCUGAAAAAUUCCAAAAAUGGAUUAAUAUCAAAAGGAAAAAAUGUUCUUCCUUUGACAAAAGAAAACAAUUUUGAGUAA
Molecule: messenger RNA, 6129 nt
Organism: Plasmodium gallinaceum
Lineage: Eukaryota; Apicomplexa; Aconoidasida; Haemosporida; Plasmodiidae
Product: conserved Plasmodium protein, unknown function
Exons: 1
Coding region: 1-6129 (2042 amino acids)
Source: RefSeq, a predicted model, not a curated record